GGAGCGGCGGGGAUGCUGCUGCCUCUGCGCCGCCGAUCACACGCUCGGUCCGGCUGGUAGUCUGAGGGGAAAACAGCCGCAGCCAUGGCCUCGGACAUCCCCCCAGAGGCCAUCGGUUUCCUGUCGGCGGUGGGCGUCUUCAUCGUGGCGUUGGCCGUCCUCUUCCUCUUCAUCAACAAGAAGCUGUGUUUCUCGCGCAUCGGUGGGCUGCGCUGUCUGGAGCAACAUGGCCGCCGGAAUAAAGGAAGACAGGGAAUUCGUCAGGGGCUCGUGAGCAGCUACGGAGACGACGACGAUGAUGGCAGCAGCUCCUCUGACAGUGAAGACGAGGUCCUGAAGCAGUUUGAGAUCUCAGUGUCACGUUCUCAGAGUUUUCGGACAUCGGCGGCAGCAAACAGCGGCGAACAGCAGCAGCAGUCGCAGCUGUCGUUGGGUCGACGCCACAAAUUACGACUCUCAGACCAGGAGGAGGGCAGCACCGAGCCGUCAGACUGUGAAGAAAUGGAGGCUCAGAGCGAGCAGAAAGGUUUCCAGGACCCGCUCUCUGCAGCAGUGCAAGAGAGCGAGAGGGCGUCCGCGGCCUCUCUGAACAACCCUGCACUCGAGGCAGCAAGCAGCAGGGACAGUCCCGUCCCGACUAUGAACCGACAGGCCGCGGACGGCAGCGAGGACACGGAGAAGGCCGCGGAUUACAACAAAAAUGACGCCACGGACAGCUCCUCCACCUGGAGCCCAGAGCAAGAGCAUCCUCCCCAGGAUGAAGUCUCCACGCAGCCGGUCACUUCCUCCCCUCGAACCCCCAUCUCUAAAUGUGGAGACCUGGUCCUCUCCCUGGAGUACCGCCCCGACACGGAGAAGCUGCUGGUCUCCGUGAUCGCGGCCCGGGACAUCCCCGACAAGGCCCGCAGCGGCAUGGACUCGUGGCAGGUGCACAUGGUCCUGCUGCCAUCCAAGAAGCAACGCCACAAGACGACGGUGCAGAAAGGCUCGCUGCCGCACUUCAACGAGACGUUUCGCUUCUCGCGCCUGGAGCCGUCAGACCUGCACAUGUCGGCCAUAAGGUUCAGGCUGUACGCGCUCGGACCUUCUCGGAUGUCCCGUGAGAGGAUGAUGGGUGAAAAGGUGCUGCGUUUAGGUGGACUGGACCCGGACGGAGGGACGAUGGAGACGACGCUGGUCAUGGAGCCUCGCAGUAACCUCAAGAGUGUGGACUCCCAGCUGAGCCUGUCUGCUGUGUCUCAGAGCGACAGCGCCUCGUCCACUCAGUCUCUGACUCACGGCGGCGUCCCCGAGCUGCUGGUUGGUCUCACCUAUAACGCCACCACCGGACGCAUGUCUGUGGAGCUCAUCAAGGGCAGCCACUUCAGAAACCUGGCCAUCAACAGACCUCCAGACACCUAUGGGCGUCUGACUCUGCUGAACUCGGUCGGUCAGGAGAUCUCUCGCUGUAAGACGUCGGUGCGUCGCGGCCAGCCCAACCCCGUCUACAAGGAGACCUUCGUCUUCCAGGUGGCGCUGUUCCAGCUGUCUGACGUCACGCUUCUAGUCUCCAUCUACAACCGCCGCAGCAUGAAGCGCAAAGAGAUGGUGGGCUGGGUCGCUCUGGGCCAGAACAGCAGCGGCGAAGAGGAGCAGCUCCACUGGCAGGACAUGAAGGAGAGUCGAGGACAGCAGGUCUGCCGCUGGCACGUCCUGCUGGAGGCGUAACAGCACCACGACUUAGGAUUUUUUUCUUUAAAGAGGAAAGGGAGUUUAUUGUUUGCGUUGGAGAGUCUUAGAGGAACGAUUGAUUUGAUGUGCGGACAGGAUGAUGCAUGUGGUUUCAGAGGCGACGGAUUCAAGGACGUAGCUUUCUCAGAGCACGCUCCAAUAUCGUCACAUCAACAUCGAACCUGGCUGGUUAUUUGAUGUCAACAUAAGGGAUAAAUUCAUCUGCUUUUGGAGGCUGACGGAAGUUUAAAAGUUAGUUGAUGAAUAAAUAAAUCACUGAAAGAAGAAAGUCUUCAGCAAGGUUGCACGACAAAUCUAUGAAGUCUAUGAAAGUAUUUCUUUGUCAUUUAAAACCUUUAUAAAUUUAUACAGAAAUUCACUGUCCCUUAACAACAAAAAAUCUUUGUCAAAAAUCCAUCGGCCUCCAAGAGGAGCUCAGAAUUUGUCCUUCACUUAUAGCUUUUUUUGUUAAAGCAGCUCAGUUGUGAGACGAGAAGCUGCAGUUUAGUUUUUCAAGUGAAAUGCUGUGUUAGAAACUACACACAAAUUAGAGGUGUGUGCGUGCGUGUGUGACUUGUUAUUUCUAAAUCUUGCUGUUCUUUUACUAGCUGGCAAAUCAAUGGAGAUGCCGAUGAAACUGCACAAUGAAACGUUUAGUUCUGAGCAAAUGCGGACAGGAAACAGAAAGAUGCAACGUCCUGACAGUGUUAAUGAAAAUAUUAUUGUCAGAAACACAGCGGGUUUGUCUCAAACUGAACACAAACGAUGAGAAUUUUGUAUACCAACAGGUAACAUUUCCCAUAGUCGUCACAUGCAUCAGCCAUCUGUGUCAUUCAUUACAAACCACUGAUCCGUCUACACUUUUAACUUCCUAACAACCAUCGUUUGCUCCACAAACCACCUGCACUGCUCUAAUUUUGGCCUCAACUACAAAACCAGUGACUAAUCAAUUAAUACACUCAUUAAUCCGACUUGUAUGGAAUAUGUGGUGGUGAUUUUUGGCCAUUUAUGGGAAUUAAGGAAUGUCACACUCAACUUGCUUUGUUUGGUUUUACCAAAGAGUUUUAAUCUUAAAUGUUCUAAAUGUUUAAUGACAAAACUCAAUUCGGUGGUCAAACUCAUGCAAGCUCUUUGGACUGGAACAGUCAAAAAAAAUUAAGUACAUCUUUACAUUUUCAAAGAUGUAGCCAGCAAAUAUUCACUAUUUUAAUGUAUAAAUGAUAAAAUCUGAAAGUUUCUAUCAAUUCAUUUGAAUUGAAAAAGUUGAUGUACUGAUAAAGACAAAAUGCAAUAGAAGAAGAGUGCAAUGGAAACAGCUAUGGUAAAUUAAUCAUCACAUACAAGAAGCAUUUGACUUGACUUCAUCCCUGUUAUGACCCUUUUAUUAUAAAAAAAAAACUCACCCUGUGUUGCAUUGAAUUCUCUCAUGCCUCAGAAAAUCAAAGAAUCCAAAAAUAGAUAAAAUUCUUGAUGAAUAAAAGUCAUAGGCAAACAAGGUUAACAACAGCAAAAUGAUGAAUAUGUGUUUACAAACUCUACACAGGUUACGCAGUUUAAUCCAAGUCUCAUUUAUCCAGUCGUAUGCUCAGUUCUUCCUAAACAGACAACAAUCACCAUCAGUGAAAUAAAAAAUAAAAAUAAAACAAACUGCCUCAUGGAGGCAGCAGUAAACCAGCAGCUCCUGUGUUCAGUUAAGUAAAAUUACUGUUUUUGUCGUUGUCACCUUUGAUUCUGUUUUGAAUUGUACGCUUUUAGCGGAAAUGCAUGUGUUUAGGAAGUGCUUAGCAUUUGACUGGAUAAAUGAGACUUAGAUUUGUGUUGUGUGAGCGUUUGUAAACAAAUGUUUUGAUAAAGUUUCAGAUUCUUUGUUCACCAUGGAUGCGUGCCAGAAAAUCAGCGUUUCUUCAUGAAUUCAAUAUAACAUGGAAUGAGUCAUUUAUAUACAAAUGGCCAUUUGGGGGCUGAAGUAAUCCUUUAAACAUCCACUGAAGAGACACAAAGAAUUAGAUAUGUGUGAAGAGACAGAGAGACUGUAACCUUUCCCCCAAAAACACACUGAAACAAACAAAUGUCACAUUUACUUCAUGUUUUCUUUUGAUGAUGUCAUCUCGCUUUGCCCCUCUGCGAUGGUAUAACAGCACCUGGCAGAAAAAUGAGCUCCGCCAAGUGUUUAUCACCAAAUAUUCGCAUAACAAGAGUGGAUGGAAAUGUGCAUAAAUUCACAUUUGGCUGAUUUUUCGGUUGAGAUGUGCGCCACAUUUGGAUGGAAACCUCACUCCGCUGACGGAUUACAUCACCAUAAAAUACAGAUUGAGGAAACAAACAUGAGAGUAGAAGUGAAGACGCUUUAUGAUUCAAGUGGAGGAGGAAGGCGUCUCAUUCAUAUUCAGCUCUCAUUCAUAUUCUCCUGACACAUGUGGUACUACAGGCAGGAAGCACCAGCAGCUGGAGACUCUUAACCCCGUCGGGAUGAGAGCUUCUCUUCCCUCGUCGACGCUGAAUGAUGUUUUUUGGCCUCGGCUCCGUCUCCUUCACAGGGCAAAGCUCAUUUCAACACCCAUCAGCGCUGAGCUGAAAAGAGGCUUUAAAUAUCUCGCUGCAGCUGUUAAUAACAUGCAGUGAAUUACCCUGGAAGUGUGUUUUUUUUUUGCCCCGCACACUCGCUCUGUGGUCUAAUUGGUAGUUACAGCUGUAGAAUUGUACAGUGUGAUGAUGGUAAUGCCGCUGCUAAUGCUCAUCCCCUUCCAGUCUGAGCAUCAUUGAGUCAUAAGGCAUCAGUUCAGCCCGCAGGGGAGGAUUAUAUUUGUUUGUGUAGACAGAUACUGUAGCUCCAAACCCCCAAGGGGCCAGGGUGGGGUGCAGGGCUCACACAUUGAGAGCAGGAGACGUGUUUAUUUGAGCGUUUUCUUCAGUCAGGUGACAAGAAAGCUCUCUUUAGAAAUGACGAACUGCAGCUCGCUUUGAAAACUGUGAUCGGAAACAGCAAAAAAAAACUACUUUAAAAUACAGGAUUUUAUGGGUUUAAGAUGACAGUCUGUAAAUACUUUCAUAUUCAAAUUCUUAAUUUUAAAAGGUGAAUUAAAGGGUCAGUUCACCCAAAUCACAAACUCUGUCCCCACACAUCCCCUAACAGGCCAUCCAGAGCUUUAUUUUUUUGUGGCCUGAUUUUUAAAGACUUGAGCCUCUGCUUCGACAGACAGAACAGUAUUUCGCUUUUGCUGCUCAAAGCACUUAAUUAUAUAUGAAAAUAUCAGCUCGGAAACUUGUUUUUCAAGAAAGAAACAUGCUGGUGUUUUGCAUAAUUCCCAGACUGAACAAAGAAAGAAAACGUUGUCCAUUAAGUGAAAUAUUCACAUUUAAGACUCUGUUGUACUUGUUUUUUUAAUGGCUUCACUUUAUUCUAGGUGUCUUGUGCAUUAUUUUAUGCACAUGUCCCCAAAACGGGGAUAUCUUUGAAAACAAUGUAAUUUUAUAAACCAUGGGUGAACCACAAAAGUAGGAAUACUGAUGUUGGAUUUUGCAAAAUCGUCCAAUAUGCUUUGCUACUUUCACCCUCACCUCUUAAUAUGUGCACUUCCAUCCACCAGUUUUUAUUUUUUAUUUUGCAAUUUGCAUAAAAAACCUGAGUGGAAAUAACAAAGCUUUGGGAAAAAUUGCAUUAACACCCAUCAAAAAUAAACGUUAACGCUUGUUGGAGGUGGAAAAAGUUGGUGUAUUGAUAAAAUCCGACAAAGUGCAAUGGAAACAAGCAUUUUACGUUGAAUUUGUGAAUAUAUUUCCAUAACAGUUUUGAAUGGAUGGAAAAGGGCAUACAUUUGCUUUUGUCUUUUCCUAAUUUUCUGAAAAUUCAUUUACAAUUUAAGCUACAUUUGGAUGAAAACCUGUCUAACUAAUGGUAGAAAAUCAUGAAAACUGUCUGCGAUCCAUUUAUUCUAUUUUGUUUCAGUGUGUUAUCAAUUCACUUCAUACCCAAGAAGCCAUGUAAAUGUUAGAUGUCUCAUUCAACUGUUUAUGCACAUUUAUCAAAAUUUAGAGUUUGAACAAAGCUUGGCCACAUAACAUUAGUUUACGAAAAAAAGAAACAAAAAAGGUUAAUUAGCCUAUGAUGUCCUUUGGUAAAAUGACAUAUUUGUUUUGAUUGAUUCCCAUGAUACACACAUCCUCCUUAAGCUCAUGAAUGAUUCAGAACUUAUUUUUCACAACCAAACCCACAACCUUAGUCAUCGUCAGAAUUAUCAUCACAUACUUCAAACCGUAAACAAUACAGAUGAUCCACUGCAUCAGAAUCACUUAUCUCUGUUAUUAUUAUUAUUAUUAUUCAGGGAAGCUUCCAGCAGUAAAGACUGAAAACAAGGUCUUUAAAUUUAAGGAUAAAUGACUUUUGAAAGGACACAGUUUCAUCGACUCAUUCUGUUAAAUGCAGGAAAGAAGCUGUAAAUGCUGUAUGUCUUGUGUUUAAACUGCAGAGAUGUGAUGACUUCAGGUAUAAAUGAAGCAACGGGUGAAGAAUAGGAGUGCUGUAACUGGCUGCAAAAGCCCAAUGGUUUUUAUUUUUAUUUGACUGUUAAAAUUGUUUUUUACAAAAACACUCUUCAAAGACUCAAUUAUGGGAAUUUUGAGUGAAAUUUGUGUGCAGUCAAAAGACCCCAAUUUACCUACAAUUAGCUUUUUUUCAUGAGCUUGUUCAAUAGUUUUCUCGUAUUUGCUCUAUUGCUUUUUUGUCUAUGUUUUAAAGUAUAUGGGUAUUUAACACCUGUUUUUGUUAAAAUAUUAACACCUAGCCAAGAUAAAGAGAGUUACUGUUGCUUUUGUUAGCUUCACACCAAAGGAUGCAGUUGAAAAUGAUGAACAACAGUCUUACCAACUUAUCCGAAGUUGUCACAUAUCACCGCUUUACAGUGGACUUCCAUGUCUACAUAUUACGCCCUAAGUGUCCCGUCUGCGUCUGCUUUUUAUGUUUCAGGAUGCUACUGUGAUGUCAACACAAGCACAUGGUGGGAAGUGGUUAUGUUUAGGCAACAAAAGCACAUAGUAACCAACGCAAGGACAUCAACAAAUGCACAUGCUGGCACAAAUGGUUAGGAUUAGGAGAAGGUUGACGCAGCAUGCCAAACCUCGGCAUGUCAUAGCACCGCGACCAGCUCUGUCCAGCCACGUUCUCUCCUGACGCCGUCCAGUGGCGUUUCAUGCGCUCGCGAAAGGUGGCUUUUGGUGUCACAAUCUUGCGCUAAGCAUCACUGCCAAAGCAGCGCUAUUUUAGGAGUUAAUAAUGAGAACAGGCUUGAAACCGCUUGAAACUGAGAAUUCAUGACUGGACCUUGGUUUCCAGACAUUAAAUUGUAUUUUUAACCAGCAACUGUCAGUUUUCAGCUUUUGCACGAGAAAAUCCUUUCUGGAUCGUGGGUAGCUUCCCCCAAGAGCCAUUAGCCUAAAAUUCUAUAAAGUCUUAGCAUCCAAAACCGGCUUAAACUGGAUGUUGCAGUCCUUAUUUGAACUUUUUGAAAUUGUAAACAUGCAAAAUUACAUAGUUAGCUCAUGAUGUGCUGCCACUUGCUGUUAAAAAUAUUGCUUGGUUAGAAAACUAAGUUUUACUGGGGUAAGCGAGUUAGCUGGGCCUGCUAACAUUAGCAUGAAUUCAUUACAGCGUUACUCUUGUGUUUUUAGGGGGAAAAAAUAAUUUGCAUAGCGAAUGAAAUGUUGAAAAUACCAAAGCUUGUCAUGACCAGUUGCUGAGUUAUGAUUUGACAAUCGCUACUUUGGUAAACGGGUUUAGCUAACAGUCAGUUUCUAGCUUGAAAUUUUAUUUUGGCAGUUAGUUAAUAUUUAGCUAGUUAGCAGCAAACUGUCCUUUUAGCCCUCUGUCAGUAGUAAGCUAGUUAGCCAGGCCUGUCUACAUUAGCAUUAAUUGCUAACAGUUUUUCUCUUAUGUUUUUAGUGAACAAAAUGAUUUGAAUAGUGAAUGCUGAAACACUGAAAACACCAAAGCUUAUCGUGAUCAGUUAUGAUUCAACAAUCCCUUUUUUGGAAAAAAAAAAAAAAAACAGUUUUGCAUACACCAAAACAGUUUUGUUUGUUUAAAAAUGCAAAUGUUUGGGGAUGUUAGGGCCACUGUAACAAUGUCAUGGAUGUGUACAUUUAUAUUUUUGGCAUCAUGAAACUGAAUUUUAUUAUUUGUUUAGUGAAUUGACAAAAACUUAGACAGUAAUUUUUGUGUUGUAGCAGAACAAAUUUUGCUACCACUUUUUUAGUUUAGUAUAUUAAAAAACAGUAUUCUAUUUAUUGGUAGUUGCCUAAUUUUUGUCAAUAAGUCAUCUGAAUGCUGGAGUUGACCUGCACUAAUACAGUUUUUGUUUCACAUAACCCGUCACAAGAUUUGAUAUCAGCACUCCUAUUCGACAGGCUUCAUAGAUGUGAGUGUGAAUAGUGACAUGAACUAUAGUAACUGCACAGACUGAUAUAUUUUAUGCAUGUCGAGAUGUACAGAAUGUAAUAUCUAUUCUAUAUUUUUUAAAACAGUAAAUGUUAAAUGUUCUUAUUAGUAUUUCCCAGGAUUUCUAUUUGUAUUUACACGUCUGCAUGCUCGGUUUGAGACCCCAGGGUGUAUUACAGAUGUGAGACAAUCAGAUUGUGCUGCAGAUGUGAUACUGUUGUAAAACUCUGAUGAUGAAGUGCCUGUAACAUUUUGAGAUGAAACAUAUCCUCCAUGAUAAAAAUAGAGUAUCCUAAUUUGCAUGAAGCUUUCUUGUUGUUCCCUGUGAAUGCUGCUGUAGGACUGCAUGCAUGGGACGUGAUUACAAGGCCUGAUGUCUAGGCCUGGACCAGGACUGAGGUCCAAGUCCGAGUCAGACCAGGACUGAAGUCCAAAUCCAAGUCAGACCAGGACUGAGGUCCAAAUCAGAGUCAGACCAGAUUCUGUCAAGUUCAAGUCCACAUCAAACCUACAGAAAGUUAAAGCAAAGUUAAAACAAUGACCAGAGCUAACCAAGACACCAAAUUUCGCAAACAAAAAAUUCCUUAAAAAAUGUAAAAAGUCUAUUAUUUUUCCAUGUAACCGAACCCACUCAACAAACAAAAUGUUUACACUGUACAUUUCUAAAAACCAAUGAUAUGUCACAUUUGCAAGUUACGUUGUUAUUUAGUGGAUAUGUUGAAACUUUCUUUGCCUUUCAACAAUGCUGUGGUUAACAUAAUAGUUUGGUAGGUUUAUGCACCAAAACAGGUUGGUUACAGUUAUUUAAAAAAAACAUGUUUUGGCUUAAAUAACUGCUUUUUGGUGGCACACUCCUGGGUGGACUUUCAGCAAAG
Plectropomus leopardus (leopard coralgrouper) is the source of this 9015-nucleotide messenger RNA. It is a transcript of the gene syt16, whose product is annotated as synaptotagmin XVI. NCBI's taxonomy places the organism in Eukaryota, Metazoa, Chordata, Actinopteri, Perciformes, Serranidae. Gene Ontology annotation, molecular function: phospholipid binding. The record is from RefSeq and is a predicted model, not a curated record.